ACUGAUACCUGCACAUGCAGUUAACCGUUCCCCUUAGCAUCUGUAACACAAUCCCUCGGUGCUGCUCCUUUCUGUGAGACAUUUGCAUGUUUGGCAGAGAAUCUUCCUUAUUAUGUUCUCACGGCUGCUAGAUGCACUACACAGUGCUGUUUAACCCCACACAAACUACUGCUGUUUAACCCCACACAAACUACUGCUGUUUAACCCCACACAAACUACUGCUGUUUAACCCCACACAAACUACUGCUGUUUCUAAUCUGGGUUACUAGGUGUGAGUUAUUUACUGCUGGAGCAAGUACAGACAGACAGACAGACAUGAAGCAGGCAGCGAGUGCCUACAAAGCACGCAAUGAUAGCCUCCUGAUAUGCUGGAGCUGAGAGGCGUCCUGGUAACCAUUGACUACCAUUACACGCAGGCGGAACACAGAACGCCUAGAAGACGUGAUGUCACUUCCGGGACGCCACCGGCUAUGGCGAGGAGGCAGAACUUGUAAGGUGGAGGGUUUAAAAGGCAGAAGAAAUUUAUCCUCAUUGUCACUGUGUUUGCCAUCUUCAUAGUCUCAUUCAUAUGUCACCAGUGGAACGUUCUUGGGUGGGAUUUGAAAUCUGGAUUUGACUGCAGCAGGAACAACGAUGAAAACCCAGUUUCCCGCCUGGACCACCUGCAGGAAGUGAAGCUUGAGAGGAUGUUGUAUGAGAAGCCUUAUCCCACCAAACCCAAUAGAACAGAUGUUGCGGUGCUGACUCCCUGGCUUGCGCCAAUUAUCUGGGAAGGAAGCUUUAACAUUGAUAUAUUGAAUGAAUAUUUCCAUAGAAAAGGUGUUCACAUCGGUAUAACAGUGUUUGCUAUAAAGAAAUAUGUGAUGUUUGUAAAAACAUUCAUUGAAACAGCUGAACAGUUCUUCAUGGUUGGGCACAAUGUCACCUACUAUGUCUUCACUGAUCGUCCCAAUGACAUCCCUUUGGUUCCACUUAAAGAGGGGAGACACUUGGAAAUUCUGGAGGUCCCUGGAUACAAACGAUGGCAGGAUAUAACCAUGAGGCGCAUGCAGGUGAUUCGGGAUAAUUGCCGCCAAAGGUUCCUCAAUGAAGUGGAUUACUUGGUGUGUGUUGAUGUAGAUAUGACCUUUAAUGACCACGUUGGAGUAGAAAUCUUAAGUGAUGUGUUUGGUGCUUUACAUCCUGGCUUUUUUGGAGCAUCACGCCCAGCAUUUACCUAUGAGCGCCGACCUCAGUCUCAAGCUGGAAUCCCUGUUGAUGAGGGGGACUAUUAUUACGCAGGAGGAUUUUUUGGGGGAACAAUUGAGGAAGUCUACAAACUAACAAACUUCUGUCACAAUGCCAUGAUGACAGACAAGGAACAUAAUCUUGAAGCACUUUGGCAUGAUGAGAGUUAUUUAAACAAAUAUUUUCUUUAUCAUAAACCAACUAAGGUCCUCUCUCCUGAGUAUAUUUGGAACAUUUACUAUGGUAACCCGGCUGUGCUUAAGAAGAGAAGGUUUAAUUCUAUUCAGAAGGACUAUAGCCAAGUCCGUAGCAGAAGAUCAGUCCAGGAAAAUGUAAAUCACAAAACAACAGUUUGAGUUUCCCAGUUCAUAGUCUACUGUGCAAAACCACAGAAGAAAAUAAUAUAAUAUUUGUAUUGCUGAAGCAAGAUAAAUCUGUUUAAUCCUGGUGCUGUUUGUUGUUUAAUACACAUCUAACAACCUCUCUGCAAGGCAGUGGGGAGAAUUCCCAGAUCCGUUAUUUGCUGAUUCACCAAACUGAAGCCAGUACCUAUGUUCCCCUUGAGGUGUGUUCUUGGGAAGACAGUGUUAGCACCACAAAACAAUAAGAAAUUGUGUACAUGAUGGUUACUUUGUUUUGUUUUUAUUUGACAAUUUACAAGAAAUAAACCCAAAAGUCUAUAUUUCCAGAUCA
This is a messenger RNA of Bombina bombina (fire-bellied toad), 1920 nucleotides long. RefSeq names its product histo-blood group ABO system transferase. The record is from RefSeq and is a predicted model, not a curated record. Gene Ontology annotation, cellular component: Golgi apparatus; vesicle; membrane. The transcript is spliced from 8 exons. Lineage: Eukaryota; Metazoa; Chordata; Amphibia; Anura; Bombinatoridae. Bases 687 to 1583 code for a protein of 298 amino acids. Gene Ontology annotation, molecular function: hexosyltransferase activity. Gene Ontology annotation, biological process: carbohydrate metabolic process.